Molecule: messenger RNA, 3583 nt
Organism: Tachysurus vachellii
Lineage: Eukaryota; Metazoa; Chordata; Actinopteri; Siluriformes; Bagridae
Gene: zc3h12ab
Product: zinc finger CCCH-type containing 12Ab
Exons: 6
Coding region: 283-2160 (625 amino acids)
Biological process (GO): 3'-UTR-mediated mRNA destabilization; nuclear-transcribed mRNA catabolic process, RNase MRP-dependent
Cellular component (GO): cytoplasmic ribonucleoprotein granule; nucleus
Molecular function (GO): mRNA binding; metal ion binding; RNA endonuclease activity
Source: RefSeq, a predicted model, not a curated record
GGGCGGAACCGUGCAGGGUUUAAGAGUGAGGAUUGGAUCAGGGCCGCGCUCUGGAGCGACAUGGAGACAAUGCGGCGUUACGCAGCUGAAGCUGAAGUUUUCUUCAAAUAAUAUGUGUUAAAAGUUACUCAUUGACCAGGAAUGUGAACUGAUAGACAGUGUACGCGCAGUGAAAACGGGAUACUAAGGAUUACGACUCGGAAAGACAACAUCUGGAACGUUUCUUCACUUUCGGUAAGGACUGAACAGAAGUGUGCAUUCAGGAGAAGACCUGUUUUGAGUAUGAGUAUAGGUGCAAGUCUCUCACCUACUGCCUUUCCUCCAGUUUUGGAUACAUACCUUUGGCCUGACUACUGCAGCACUGUGUGUGUGUCCUCCUUCAUUCAUGCAGACACACGCACAUGGAUGUCUUCGUUCUGUCCAUCCAAACUGUGCGUUAGAAUGGAGCAAAAUCAGCCUGAGGAUCAAGCAGACCUGAGUGCGGAGUUUCAGCCUCAGCUGGAUCUGUUUAGAAAGUUGGGCUUCACCGACACUCAGGUCCGAGCUGUGCUACUCAAGCUGGGCCUCGACACUGACACUAACCGGAUUCUGGGAGAGCUGAUCCAGGUGAGAGCAGCGGAGACAGAGGGCUCUAUCAGUCUACCAGAGCCGGUUCCACAUGGUGAAAGUCAGAGAAAAAGUCACAGUGUUCCAUCUCAACCUGCUGAACAAGAAGACACAGCUCAGGAUGAAGAUUCCCUCAAGCCUAUUGUGAUAGAUGGCAGCAAUGUAGCUAUGAGUCAUGGGAACAAGGAAGUUUUUUCCUGCCUGGGAAUCCAACUGGCUGUGAACUACUUCCUGGAUCGAGGGCACAGUGAUGUUACUGUGUUUGUGCCAUCAUGGAGGCGGGAGCAGCCCAGGCCGGAUGUGCCGAUCACAGAUCAGCAAAUUCUCCGUGAGCUGGAACGGAAAAAGAUUCUGGUCUUCACUCCAUCAAGACGCGUGGCAGGAAAGCGGGUGGUCUGUUAUGAUGACCGAUUCAUCGUCAAGCUAGCAUACGAUGUGGAAGGCAUCAUUGUGUCCAAUGAUACCUACCGAGACUUGCAGGGGGAAAAGCCUGAGUGGAAACGCUUCAUAGAGGAGAGGUUGCUCAUGUACUCAUUUGUCAAUGACAAGUUUAUGCUUCCAGAUGAUCCACUCGGAAGACAUGGACCUACUUUGGAAAACUUUCUGCGCAAGACUCCCCGAGCUACUAAGAAACUCCCUUGCCCCUAUGGUAAGAAAUGCACCUAUGGGAUCAAGUGCAAGUUCAGCCACCCAGAACGUGGCAAGCAAUCCCAACGUUCCUUAGCGGAUGAGCUGCGUGAGAAAGCAAAAAUGCCCCCUUUUCCCCAGAAACCUUCCUUGGCAGGCCAAAACCUUUCCCAUGGAGCCUCUCUGGAAGAAGUAAUGGAACACAAACUCACUCUUAAUCAAAGUGGACCACUCAAGAAAACCCACACCAGUGAGAAUAUGCUGGUGGUCAAGCCUACACCGCAGUCUACUUCAAGAAAGUCCCAUUCAAAGCGAGAUUACUCCAGUCAGUACUCCCCAACGAAUCCAGACUGCAUUUCUGCAUCCUUUCAGGAGUACCUGGACUCGGGCCUGGGCUCAUACGAAUGCCACAGUGAGCACCAGUCUGGAGGAGAGCAAACAAUGUCCAAGAAUCUUUCUCACGGAAGGUUCCGACAUCCUUCAUCUUGCACCCAGUCCUUAAGCCAAUCCAGUUUACAGUCCAAUCCAGGUUAUCAUCCCCACCACAUGAGUUUAGGUGCAUCCCAAAACCCAAGCAACAUGCCAUACUCCUACUCUCAAUAUCACUCCUAUGGAAGAGCACCUUACCCACCAGGGAACUUUCACCAGUAUAGUGUACUCCAUGAGUAUCACCAGAGAAGAAUGCCUCCUCCACAGUCUGGCUACUGGUCAGAACCAUACAGUCACUUCGGCCACAUGCCUCCAGGACCUGUACAGGGUGAUGGCGCUUCCUGGAACCAUCUGACGCCGGAGAGGGAGCAGGUCAGGAAGAAGUUGCUAGCCGUUUUUAAUUCCGGUCUUGUGGACAGAGCAAUGGAGAUGUUUCCAAACCUAAUGGACCCUCAGAAAUUAGCUGUGGAGAUCAUCAACCUUCAGGGGGUUUUGUGACUUUUGCUGCCUUGUGGUUGACUUGUAAAAAUGUUUACACGUAUUAAGUUUCUACUGAAAACCUUGUAUUAAAAGCCUUGAAUGUUUUAAGGCUGAAUUUGAAGGAGCAAGUCAUUACAACAAAUGUUUAUUGGAUAUGUAUUUUCCUCUACUGUAGCAAUAACCUACAUUAUUAUUAUUAUUAUUAUUAUUAUUAUUAUUAUUAUUAUUAUUAUUAUUUAAACACUGGCUUUUCCCAUGCAAUUUUUAGUAUGCACCAAAAUUUACAUAGAAAUCUGUGUUUAUAAUGAAGAGAUAUAAUAGAGUUGGGUCAGUUCUAAGAAAAUACUCAACAGCGUGACAUAAUGCUCUUGCCUAUGAAUAUUUAGCUAUAACUCAACAGUGCUCAUAUACCAUAGCAAUUAGCCAGCUCCAUUUAUUUUAGAAGCGUUGCUUUUUAUCCAUUUAUAGUUAUGUUUAAUGUUGUGGAAUGUCUACAAAACAAGUUGAAUUUAAAAUUUGAGAAUUCGAUAGAGUAAGAACUAAAAACAAUUUGUUUUGUUUUUUGGGAAAUGUACUCCAUUUACAGUGGUUCAUUUAAUUUUGUAUUGCUAACUGAUAGUUAACAUAUUCAAGAUUCAUUUGGUGAAUGUGUUCUUGGUUACACUGGCCAACCAGCCACAGCGUUUUGAUCUGGAUGUGUAUUUCAGGUAAUGCGUUGUAGGCAAAGGGGGCCACGGUGGCUUAGUGGUUAGCACGUUUGCCUCACACCUCCAGGGUUGGGGGUUCGAUUCCUGCCUCCGCCUUGUGUGUGUGGAGUUUGCAUGUUCUCCCCAUGCCUCGGGGGUUUCCUCCGGGUACUCCGGUUUCCUCCCCCGAACAUGCAUGGUAGGUUGAUUGGCAUUUCUGGAAAAUUGUCCGUAUUGUGUGAGUGCGUCAGUGAAUGAGAGUGUGUGUGUGUGCCCUGCGAUGGGUUGGCACUCCGUCCAGGGUGUAUCCUGCCUUGAUGCCCGAUGAUGCCUGAGAUAGGCACAGGCUCCCCGUGACCCGAGGUAGUUCGGAUAAGCGGUAGAAAAUGAGUGAGUGAGUGAGUGUUGUAGGCAUGGCAGUAUGCAAUGAUGUGGUAAUUGACUAGGAUACUGUAUAUCAACUCUGUGUUCUUUAUUUAUGUGUUAUGUUUGCAAUAUUAGGAAUCUGUUAGGCACCCUAACGAUACAAAUUGUUUAGAAUAUCAAUGCAGUCUUGUAAGUUUUGUAAGUACAUAUAGCUUUUAAUGUUUAGUUUGUAAAUUGCCUUCAAGUGUCUAAUAUGGUCUGUUGGCACUGUGUGCCUGAAGCACCAAUGAAAGUCUGAAAACUACCUAAAACAGGUAGAUGAGUGUACGCCCUGUGGGCUCUGGGUAUUUUCCCAAUCAACAUUAUGCAAUAAAUAAUCAUAUGCUGUC